Molecule: messenger RNA, 3198 nt
Organism: Cucurbitaria berberidis CBS 394.84
Lineage: Eukaryota; Fungi; Ascomycota; Dothideomycetes; Pleosporales; Cucurbitariaceae
Product: topoisomerase II-associated protein PAT1
Exons: 3
Coding region: 251-2809 (852 amino acids)
Biological process (GO): P-body assembly; deadenylation-dependent decapping of nuclear-transcribed mRNA
Cellular component (GO): P-body
Molecular function (GO): RNA binding
Source: RefSeq, a predicted model, not a curated record
AGGCGCGACCAGACCUCACCUUUACCACCCGGCCCAUCACCGCGCAAACCUCAUCGCUCGCCGUCGCAUUGAAGUUUGGUAGACUGCCUGUUGGCCUCUUUGACCCUCACUGUGUCCAUGCGACCACCGCCUCGUUUGUUCAUCACCUCGCCCUUGGUUCAAAGCCGCUACCUCCCACAUUUCUGAUAUCACCACCACACGCUCUCGAACCAGAUUCGACUACAGUCCACCACAACGGGCAUCGCCCACCAUGUCGUUCUUUGGCUUCGAUGCUACCCUGCCUAGGGACAGCGGGCACUCGAGGAACGCUCCAGGCUUUGGACAACAUGACGCCUUUGCUGGACUUGGAGGCGGGGCAGCCGAUGACGAUGCCAUUGACUUCGAGGAGACCUACGACGGCCUAGGCAAUCAGCUCGACGACAUCGACGAUGUCCUCAAUGACGACACCUUUGGCGACGGUCCUGCUACCCAGCAGUCCAUUGGCAAGGACUUCGAUUUCGCCGGCCAGACAUCGAUGAUCUCGAACACGCUGCAGGAGGAGCAGAUGCUUUAUCAGGCCCGCCAACAGCCCUUUCAACAGAGGCCUCCCGUGCCUCAUGCCUCGAAGCCGAAUAGAAGUGGCUAUGAGAGCUAUAAAGAUCCCGAGUAUAUCCCUCAACUGGAGGCGCGCGCGGAUAUCUGGGGUCUCAAGCCUAAGCAGCCUGCUGCCCAAAGGCAACCGGAGCCUUGGCCUCCUGCGAUUGCUCCGCAGCCUGCACAAUCGAGGAAGAUGAUGAGCUUAGACGAGGUCGAGGCCAUGAUGCGUGCUCAAAGCAUUGGAACUCCCCCAGCCCAGCAAACACUACCUCCGGGGCUUCCUGCUCAGUUCCGCCAACAACAACAGCAGUUUCCUCAUGGCCAGCCUCCGUAUCCUGGCAUGCCAGGUGGGCCGCCCGGCCCAUUUGCGCCUCAAAUCCUGCAAAGACCCCAGCAGCAGCAGCAGCAAGGUCCACCGAGACAACAACAACGACAACAACAACAACAACAGGUUCGAGCCGAGCUUCCAGGGCAAUCCAUCCCAAAUCAACCACCUCAGCACCCUACCAUCUUGCAGCGGCAGAGGCCCCAGUCAAAUGAGCCAAGUGCUCAGCAGCAACGACAGCCGCCACCGCAGGCCCAGGGGCAGGGGCAGGGGCAGGGUCCACCUUCUCAGCCUCGCCAGAUCUUGCAGAACCCCAAUCGGCUUUCUGGACAGGGUCAGCCAAUGGCUCAGCCUGCCCCGCAAAGUAAUCGCGGUCAAGUUCCUGGACAUAGCAGGGGGCCCUCAUACCCCGGAAUGGUCAUCACCCAUCCUGAGCAGCUACUCCAGCUUUCCGAGGCAGAACGUGCGGCGUUUCUUGAAGAAGAUGCCAAGCGAGCUAAACGAAAUCAUAAGAUUGCGCUCUUAGCGAAGGACAAUGGUCUGAUGACGCCCCAAGAUAAGAAUUUCAUCACUCGGAUUCAACUGCAGCAACUGAUGACCGCAACUGGUAAUUUGGAUGAGAAAGGUCCCGAGGCUGCCAUUGCUGAAGAUUUCUACUAUCAAGUCUUCAGUCAGAUCCGCGGCGCUCCUCGUCAGAAUCCCCAGCAACCAGCCAACCAAUUCGCUCAAACUUAUCUCUUCCAGACCAACAAUAGAUUCGGAACUCGUAGGCAUGGACGAGGAGGCGACAACCAUAUGCAACGUAUGGAGCAGCAGAUUCAGCGAGCGGUUGAGGCUGCUAAAGCGAGGCCAAAAGCAAGGCAGCUUGUUGUUGAAGGGAGCCUAGGAAAGAUCGCCUUUAGCAACUCCAAGACACCGCGGCCAUUGCUCAACCUCAAGCGACCGGAGACUAACGAUAAACUUCCAAAGCAUCACAAAUCUUCUAUCGCAGACCGUAAGGAGGCUUUACGGAAUAUUGAGGCUGUAUACGUAACUUUGAUGCAAAUGGAGGACCACGAGCGAGCUCUGCCACCACCAAUUCGUGAAAACAGCCCCCCAGAGGCCAUACAGGCACACAUGGAAUGGAGAUCGAAAAUUGAGGCUCUUCACAAGCAGCUCUGGCAAAACACUAAGAUUAUGGAGCCGAUCAAUCCACAUGCAACGACCCCCCAUCCGUUUGUCUCCAUCCUUGCGCAUGCCAAGGGAAAGAAGGCUAUCCCUCGUCUCUUCCGCCACAUUGACGAGCAAGAACGCAUCACGGUCGUAACCAUGAUUGCAGUUCACCUCGACGGCCUCUCUGUGGUCGGUCACGCCAUCGCUACACCUGAAGAGCCUCUGAGCGCGGCUAUUCGCGAAGAAGUCGAACUUUUCACGCAAACGGUGCUGCCACCGCUCUCCGCGCACAUUUCCGAGGCGCCUCUCAAUAUUGUUAUUGGCCUCCUUGGUCUUAUCCUAGACCGCACUAAUCUCCAUGUUGCUGCUAGAAGCAGAAUCGGCCUGUCCCUGCUCACGAUUCUCAUUUCUCGUGCCGAACUUCUCAAGCAAUCAGCUCCUGAAAUGGUAACCGACUGGGAGCAAUGGACUGAGCUCUACAACCGGUUGUUUGACACAAUCGAACCUGUGCUUGCGGUCCUCUUUCCAGGAACCAUCAAUGACACAGAUGAUAUAUACAUCUGGCAAUUUUUGGCUGCCAUGGGUGUGGGCGCCAGUCCCGAGCAGCAACAGAGACUCGUCCUCGGCGUCAAGGACCGUGUGAUGGAGACGGUCUCCGUGAGCAAGGCCCUGCCAGCUGACAUGGCGAGCGCCCGGUUGGCCAAUGUGAAUCUCUUCAUGAGGGCUAUUGGAUUGGAUGUAGAGCUGCUUGGAUGAGCUUAGCCAAAAGAUGCUAAUUUUGGAUCUGGUUAUGCGAACACUACCGACAGUCAGCCUAGAUGAGCCGGCGUUAGAAGAUUCGCCUACAAGUUGGCAUUGCCUGAAGCUGUUGGAGUCUGGAAAAGGAUUUCUCCCGCAGUCAUUGCAGAAUCCUUCUCUGCUCGUUGUACAGCUUAGAGGCACGUGUCAGGAGGUCGUAAGGCAUGGGCGGCUGCAGGCGACAGGGGAAGCGUGUUCGCGCCAUCCACCAUUCUCAUAUUAAUGAAAGAGACACUGGUGGUUGGUCCGUGUAUAAUGGAGGGUCGUCACAGUGAGAAACACUAAAAGCGCUGUUAUUUUAGUACUCGAUUUCAAACAUACGUUAUGCAAUAUUUGCCAUCUUGCCG